Molecule: messenger RNA, 3789 nt
Organism: Conger conger (European conger)
Lineage: Eukaryota; Metazoa; Chordata; Actinopteri; Anguilliformes; Congridae
Gene: pcyt1ab
Product: phosphate cytidylyltransferase 1A, choline b
Exons: 9
Coding region: 210-1310 (366 amino acids)
Biological process (GO): CDP-choline pathway
Cellular component (GO): endoplasmic reticulum
Molecular function (GO): choline-phosphate cytidylyltransferase activity; phosphatidylcholine binding
Source: RefSeq, a predicted model, not a curated record
GUCGGGUUGUUGUAGUUCCUGUGCAGCUGUCAACUCAAGACUAGUGACUGUCUAACCCAGUUCAGAAGGUAAUUCGGAUACAACUCUGAUAUAAACAAUUACAGCUAGUAUUUCACAGCUAAACCUAAAGAGCUCGGACUGCACUGAUAUUUCAAGGCCCGCUCAUAUCGCUUCACUCCGGACACCGAUUCGCCGCACGGGACUCAGACAUGGAGGCUCACAGCUCCGAGCGAUUGCUUUCAAGGAAGAGGAGGAAGGAAGGAUCCAAUGGAGAGGCAGAGGAGGGAGAGAGGCCAGGGAAGGCCCUACGCCUCACUGUGGGCUUGACAGACCCCGCCCCUUUCGCUGACCAGCUGGAGCCUGCGACCACGCCCUACCAGCGUGUCAGCAUGGAGGAGGCACAGAAAGGUACCCCAUCGGACCGAGCAGUGCGAGUGUAUGCCGAUGGGAUCUUUGACCUGUUCCACUCGGGACACGCCCGCGCUCUGAUGCAGGCUAAAGGGCUCUUCCCAAACACGCACCUCAUCGUGGGCGUGUGCAGCGACGACCUGACGCACAAGUUCAAGGGCUUCACCGUCAUGAACGAAGACGAGCGCUAUGACGCGGUCAGCCACUGCCGGUACGUGGACGAAGUGGUGCGCAACGCGCCCUGGACGCUCACGCCAGAGUUCCUCGCUAAACACCGGAUUGACUUUGUCGCCCACGAUGAUAUCCCAUACUCCUCUGCAGGGAGUGACGAUGUUUACAAGCACAUCAAGGAAGCAGGCAUGUUUGCCCCCACCCAGAGAACAGAAGGCAUCUCCACCUCUGACAUCAUCACGCGCAUCGUCCGUGACUACGACGUAUACGUACGACGCAACCUACAGAGAGGCUACACUGCCAAAGAACUCAACGUCAGCUUCAUAAAUGAGAAGAAGUACCACCUGCAGGAGCGCGUGGACAAGGUGAAACGUAAGGUCCGGGACGUGGAGGAGCGCUCUAAGGAGUUUGUGCAGAAAGUGGAGGAGAAGAGCAUCGACCUCAUCCAGAAGUGGGAGGAGAAGUCUCGCGAGUUCAUCGGCAACUUCCUGCAGAUGUUUGGCCCAGAGGGGGCACUGAAGCACAUGCUGAAAGAGGGAAAGGGCCGGAUGCUCCAGGCCAUCAGCCCGAGACAGAGCCCCGACAGCAGCCCCACGCGGGAGCGCUCCCCCUCCCCCACCUUCCGCCUGCCCUUCUUCAGCAAGACCUCCCCUCCCCCCUCCCCCCCGCACCACAGCGCCUCCCGCGGGUACACCAUCAGCGAGGAUGAGGAGGACGAAGACGAGGACUAACGCCCUUUCCUCCCCGCUCUGCAUCCUACAGCAGCCCUGCUCCUCCCUCCUCCUCACUCAGCAGUCUCCAGCGGCCCUGCUCCUUACUCCUCCCCGCCGGGACGUGGAGGGGAGCGGCAGAGGUAAACUCGUGAGAUAAGCGACAGCCGGCGGUGAGUCUGCUGGUGAUGGUGAACAUGCCACUGGACAUUCUGCAGCGAGGCGGAGGAGAAGUGGCCUGCAAUCACGGGGCUCUGCUUUCUGUGCAGUCUGCAUGUAUGUAUGUACAGUAUGUGUGUGUGUGUGUGUGUGUGUGUGUACAUACGGAUAUUGCCUUACCUUUGAGACAGGUGAAGAACUCAUCUGAAUGUUUUUGGUGGGGGUCCUUGAGGACAUGAAGCUGGGUGCUGCCCCCUCCUGGAGCAUGUGGUCCGGUGCGCCCCUGCCACUUCUCUCUUCUGCCUCCCCUUUCCUUGUGUCUCACCGCCAAUAUCACGCGUAGUCACUCAUUCAUACGUGUUCUCACACACACACACAUACGCACACACUACACACACACACCAAGAGAAAAACACUAUCCUGCAAGCAGUGACCACAGACCACAGAAAGGCAAUCAGUGGACAUUUCAAAUUCGACUGCAAUGAUGAUGUUCAUGGGAUGUUCACAGUUCACAGUUCACAGUGAUAUACACUCAGUGAGCACUUUAUUAGGUAUUUCUUAGACUUAUUUUUUAGACUUAGUCUUCUAUGCGUUGUGCAUUCAGAGAUGCUCUUCUGCAUACCACUGUUAUUUGCGUUACUGUCACCUUUCUGUCAGCUUUGACUAGUCUGGCCCUUCUCCUCUGACCUCUCUCAUGAACUAGGCAUUUCUGCCCACAGAACUGCUGCUCACUGGAUGUUUUUCACACCAUUCUCUGCAAACUCUUGAGACUGUUGUUUGUGAAAAUCCCAGGAGAUGAGCAGUUUCUGAGAUACUCAAACCACCCUAUCUGGCACCAACAAUCAUUCCAGGAUCAAAUUCACUUAAAUCAAAUUUUUUUCUCCAUUCUGAUGGUUGAUGUGAACAUUAACUGAAGCUCCUGACAAAUAUCUGCAUGAUUUUAUGCAUUGCACUGCUGCCACACGAUUGGCUGAUUAGAUAAUCGCAUGAAUAAGUAGGUUUAGGUGUUCCUAAUAAAGUGCUUGGUGAGCGUAUAUUGACCAUUAACACUACCACUAGUGUAAUUGGGGAGUUGUGCAUGUACCAGGGGAUUGGAAGGUAUUACGCCAUUGCAUUUGUACUUUAUAUCUUAAUGUUGUCCACUGUUUAAAAAGCAUACUUUUAAUUUAUCCCAAUCUGAAAAGAUCAGUUUCUUGAAAAAUGGAAUGGAUGUAUGUUUUGGAACCAUAUUUAUUUUGGUUGUUGUAUUCCUGCCAUGGAAGGGCAUUUUAUCUUCCUGUCCUCCUCUUGUGCUGACAUGAAGGGGUGGAGGGCAUUUUUAAGCACUGCUGAAUAUGAAAGUUGUUCUCGUCUCUACAUGAUUGUUCCCAUUCAGUCCCCCAACACUCAUGUAGCUGAAUGUUGUCUGUAGCAGAAAAAUGUUUAAAAAGCAAAAAUAACCAGAAAGCCAUAUUUUGUGUUCCACGUACUACUCCAUUCUUAGACCCGCGUGGAGAGAGGGAAGUUUAGUUACUGUUAUUACUGAGGUCGUCUCUACUUCUCACAUGCCCUUUCCUCACCUUGUUUGAGAAAGGUCACCUCUUUGAACACACAGGCCAGUAUCUGUGUGCUACAGUUCAGUGUUCAGGGAUGUCUUAGUUUUAUCUUCCUGGUAUUAUUGUAUUAGCAAUUGUAUAUUUUACUGCGUGUAUAGAUGAGAUUAUUUUGCCAGUUCUUUGAUUUAAAUUUUCUCUAGAGUGUGCAUUUCAGCUGCCACUGUUUUAAACUCUGUUUUUAAUGGGUGCCUGUAUUUCAUUAGUCACAAAGGGUUUCAGAAACGAGGUGUUAACAGUUUCAGUUCUUGGCUCCAGUGUGCGAUUCAACCUCAAAACUGAAAGAAUUUUCAGAAUUAGCAUUAAAAUUUUAAAACGCCACAGCAGACAAUAUACAAAUAUUUGCUUUUGUUUGUUUCUUUUCAAAGUGUUGUGAUCUUUUGAUUUUGUCAUUGGAUAGUCUGUUCCUUCCUGCUGUCUGAUGUGGCAGAUAUCAGGCCUGGUCAUCUGUAAUCAUGUCAUGGGCAAUGAUUUUAAACCUCAGUGUUUUUGUCAUAAUUUUAUGCAAUUGUGACUUUCUACCUAGGAUGCGUCAUAUGUCUUCUUUUUGUACAUCUGUUCGUCUGGAUUAUUACUGUCUGUAUAACUCUGGCUCUAAGAGCUCGGUUUCCCUGACUCGGUUUCAAAUGACUGUUUUGGCUUUGGUAUCAUUACCCCGUCAUAUUCAACAAUACAGAAUACUGCAAUGGGAAUUUAGAAAAAGAAGUAGAAAAUGUAAGUUAAAAAUAAAUUACAGAAAAUGAAACCCA